Notolabrus celidotus (New Zealand spotty) is the source of this 1689-nucleotide messenger RNA. It is a transcript of the gene mapk13, whose product is annotated as mitogen-activated protein kinase 13. The transcript has 12 exons. Bases 121 to 1212 code for a protein of 363 amino acids. Gene Ontology annotation, molecular function: ATP binding; MAP kinase activity. The record is from RefSeq and is a predicted model, not a curated record. Gene Ontology annotation, cellular component: nucleus; cytoplasm. Gene Ontology annotation, biological process: protein phosphorylation; intracellular signal transduction. NCBI's taxonomy places the organism in Eukaryota, Metazoa, Chordata, Actinopteri, Labriformes, Labridae.
AAGUGCCUUGUAGAACAUAUUGCCUCGUACUUGCGUGGUGUUUUUGCUUCAUCCCCAGAACAAGUGAUAGGCGUACAGAAGGAGAAGUUUUCCCUCUAGUUUCGCCUUCUCCUCUUCGUCAUGGAGGCUCAGGCACAUUUCUCCCGAGAGGAAAUCAACAGCACGGUGUGGGAAGUCCCGGAGAAAUACACACGGCUCAAACAGAUAGGAACCGGGGCGUACGGAUCCGUGUGCUCAGCAAUAAAUGACAAGACUAAAGAGAAAGUGGCCAUUAAGAAGCUCCACAGGCCCUUCCAGUCAGAGAUCUUUGCUAAGAGGGCCUACCGGGAGCUCCGACUGCUCAAACACAUGAAGCAUGAGAAUGUGAUCGGACUACUCGAUGUGUUUACACCCGCCACAAGCCUCGUUGACAUGCAGGACUUCUACCUGGUGAUGCCUUACAUGUUUACUGACCUAUCAAAGGUGCGAGCACAUCUCACAGAGGACAAAGUCCAGUUCCUCGUCUACCAGAUGCUCUGUGGACUCAGGUACAUUCACAAAGCUGGAAUCAUCCACAGGGAUCUGAAGCCUGGAAACUUGGCAGUGAACCAAGACUGUGAACUGAAGAUCCUGGACUUCGGGCUAGCUCGCAGCACAGACGCUGAGAUGACGGGCUACGUGGUGACCCGUUGGUACCGGGCACCUGAGGUCAUUCUGAACUGGAUGCACUACACCCAAACAGUGGACAUCUGGUCUGUGGGCUGCAUCAUGGCAGAGAUGAUCAAUGGAAGAACGCUUUUCAAAGGCAAAGACUACAUGGAUCAGCUGACUCAGAUCCUGAAAGUGACGGGAGUACCGGGACCAGAGUUCAUACAGAAGCUAGACAGUCCAGAGGCAAAAACGUAUAUUAAGGCCCUCCCUCGCUAUCCCAGAAAAGACUUCUCUACAUUGUUCCCCACAGCCAGUGCAAAAGGUAUCGACCUGCUGGAGAAGAUGCUGGUUCUGGACGGAGAUGAGAGGCUGACAGCUGAACUGACUCUGGAGCACCCGUAUUUCGAUGGCCUGAGGGACCAAGACGACUUCCCUGAGCCCACACCGUACGAUGACAGCCGUGACAAUGCCACACUUUCCCUGGAGGAGUGGAAGCGGUUAUGUUUCAGAGAGGUGAAAAGCUUUGUUCCAUUCCCACGGAGGGACUCCAAGAGGAAAAACACUCUCACUAUGUCUCCCUGAUGCCUGAUGCUUGAUGCAUGUCUUGUAACUGUACAGCCAAUGGUGCCCUUGUAUAUUACAACCAUGGAUUCACUCUAUUUCUUUUACCUUGGAUAUGUUUGGAUUUUGACCCAGUGGUUCUUUUUUUUUUUUUAACUAUCAUACCUUUCUUUUUAUGUGCAAUGGUCUACAUGUGUAGAUUGCCUUUCAUGUUAACAUUUCCCUAUAAGUGGAGCAUCUUGUAAAUGUAUUUUGACCGAAUGUCAGAGGCUUUACUGUAUAAUUUACUGUAAUAUUGUUUUUCCAAUUAAACAAUAGCAGAAGAUGUGUGUAAAAUGUUGUGUUUGAAGAAGAUUGUAAAUGUUGCCGCCCACGACAGAAUCCGAAAUAUGCUGGACUAACUCAAGGCCAACCUCAAUGUGUUUUUAUUUUUUAUGAGUGCAUUUUGAGAUGAAAGUUGCAUCCUCAUGUUUAUUAAAAAACAAAACACAAAUAAGG